Closterium sp. Naga37s-1 is the source of this 1866-nucleotide messenger RNA. NCBI's taxonomy places the organism in Eukaryota, Viridiplantae, Streptophyta, Zygnematophyceae, Desmidiales, Closteriaceae. The record is from the annotation of a GenBank genome assembly.
AUGGCCAACAUUAGGGCCACUGCUACGAGUAGCACACCUGGCGGCCAAGCAUGCACGAUCCCGAGAAGCAGCUCACACCACCUUGAAACGAGAUAUUGUUACUCCGAUAAUGUGGCUAUGAUUACUACUGCUGCUGCUCCCGAUUGCCAAGCCGGUAGCGACACUGGUGCAAGCCGCAUGUGCUUCUUGCAUGCUACUAAUGCUGCUGCUGCUGCUGCUGCUGCUGCCGCUGCUGCUGGUGCUGCUGCUGCUGGUGCCGCUGCUGCUGGUGCCGCUGCUGCUGGUGCUGCUGCUGCUGGUUCUGCUUCUGUCUCCACGGAUACGCUCCCGCUGCAAAGUAAAGAGGCAGGAGCAGCGGAAGGGAAAGCAAUGGGGAAUAGGGAGUCACAGUGGGGAGUAUCUAGACCGGGUAACACCCGGUCUAGUAGGGUUCUGGGAGAGGAAAGUGGUGGAGGGGAAGCAGCCGUGUGUGCCGGCGGGAUCAAGAUCGAGACGGGGAUGUCUGCGGAUGUGGAUCAUGAUGAUGUGGAUCCACGUGACGUGGAUGGUACAGGUGGAGGCAUCAUGAUGAUGAUGGCGAUGGCGAUGGAAGGGAGGGCACCGGCGGCGGUAGAAGCAGAGCAGCAGAUGAGACCCUUCCCAAGGAAUCAUCAUGGUGAGGAUAUCGUUUCUGCUGAGAUGGGAGCAUAUGAUACUAUGCUGGAACCUUCUGGCAGCGUACUGCUAGGUGUAGAAGGAUCAGCGUGGGCUUGUGAUCCGGCAUCCCUGUGUGUAGUUUCUGGUGCAAGGCAUGGGAGAAUGGAGGGUGGGCCAUUGGGGGGUGGAGGGAGCGACUAUUGCUCACAGCCUCAGUGCAAUUGUUGGCAGCAGCAGCAGCAGCAGCAGCAGCAGCAGCAGUUUCAACCGCAGCAACAACAGCAUUUCACAGACUAUGAUGAAGCAGGUGGGAGUGCCUCAGGACCCGAUUCCCUCUUUACAACCGUUCCGCCUCUUCCUGGCUUUGCAUCCUCUUUAACCGACACUCACUCUCUGAGCUUGCCUGUGCUUCCUCACCCAUCCCAGCCCCGUGGGUUCCUCCAUCUAAAAGUACCAGACGGACCCCCCUCUUGCCCAUUGUUUCCUCCCACAGAAGCAGCAGAUGCUGUAGCAACGGCGGCUGCAGCAGCAGCAGCAGCAGCAGCAUCAGCAACAGCUGCAAACACUGCGACCAGCAGCAAGAAAUCCACCCUCUCAAUUAGCAGUCUCCACAUGGCUACUGCUGGGGUAAGCCGGCCAAGUGGCGCUGCUACUACUGCUUCCAUCCCCUCAGGUCUCCACACGACUGCUGCGCAACACCUGUCCCUCGCUGAAUCAUUAGCUGCUUCAGAGCUCCACCUCCAGCAAGAGCACUUUCGAAGAACAGUGGUAGCAGCAGCUGCUACUGCUGCUAGCAGUGACAUCUGGGAAGCUACUGAAGGAAGCUUGCUGCGUGGGGACGGCGCUGGUGUCUCUGCUGGGAUAGGAGGCUCUGCUGGGGUUGCCGCUGGCGGUGCUGAGGCUCCUGGGGUUAGAGAGAGCGUGCGUGGUGGCUUUGGCAUCACUGCACCUGCGGAGGGGUGCAGCGCGGAUCUGAACCAUGAGAAGAAGGAGUAUUAUCGCCGGCACCGCGUGUUCCACGCGCUGGCUGAAUUCGACGAGGGCAGGCGCAGCUGUCGCAUGCGCCUCCUGGGACACAACCGCCGCCGUCGCAAGUCACAGGCAAUGGCGGCUCAGCAGCAGCAGCAGCAGCAGCAGCAGCAGCAGCAGCAGCAGCAGCAGCAGCAGCAGCAGCAGCAGCAGCAGCAGCAGCAGCAGCAGCAGCAGCAGCAGCAGCAGCAGCAGCAGUAG